AUGGGACCCUGCGACCUCACAGUCAAAGACACGGCGAUACGACGGUGUCUUACGCUCCUUGCCAUAAAAACGAUUGCCCGGCUUUACCGAUAUGACGGUCCCUGCGUUCCCAUCUCACCCUGCGUCAUCGUGAAGAAGGGCAAGAGCAUAGACGUCACCGAAGCGGCAACAAUGAUGUUCAUCGCCAGACAAACGAGCAUUCCAGUCCCCCGCGUGUACUGCGCUUUUGUCCGCAAACGAUCGACGUAUCUUGUCAUGGAGAGAAUCCGUGGCAAAACCCUCGCGGCGGCCUGGCCUGGCCUAUCCGACUUGGAACGCGAGCAUGUCUUGACGCAGUUACGAAAUAUCGUCCAGGAGCUGAGGGCGCUCCCGCCGCCAGAUUGCGCCGUUCAAAGCUGCGUGGGAGGCUCGCUGCGCGAUUCUCGCAUUCCGCGGUCGAAACCGAGAUUUGGGCCCUUUCCAUCCAUACCAGCAUUCCAUCUGUGGCUACGCGACGGACUGCAGCUGCCUCAGUGCCCAGAUCACACGGAUGACGAUAAAUGGGCCCCUAUCAAGCGCAUGAUAGUUAUGCAGGAUCGCGAACCGUCACCGCCCGUGUUUACUCAUGGCGACCUCAAUCCUUUCAAUAUCCUUGUUCGAGAUGGGAAAAUCGUGGCUAUUAUAGACUGGGAAUUUGCAGGGUGGUAUCCCUAUUACUGGGAAUAUACAUCAGCCUGGCUUGGGAACAAGACGAGGCAAGCAUGGCAAAACCUUAUCCCGAAGUUUAUUGACCCAUGCCCAGACGAACUCGGAAUGGAAGCAGUUCGUCAGAGAUGGUGGGGCGACUUCUGA
Molecule: messenger RNA, 831 nt
Organism: Ustilaginoidea virens
Lineage: Eukaryota; Fungi; Ascomycota; Sordariomycetes; Hypocreales; Clavicipitaceae
Exons: 1
Coding region: 1-831 (276 amino acids)
Source: RefSeq, a predicted model, not a curated record